UUCAGCGGGACGUUGGGGAGGAGUGCGGCCCGGGACAGAGGUGGAGGGAGCAAAGCCGGAUUAGGACAGAGGCGAGCGGAGAGGCAAAGUGCGGAGCGCGAGAAGAAGGCCCUUUUGAGUUCCCCCAGCUUUUGGUCAGAGGAGAAGCCAUGGUCCGUCCGCUCUGCCUGCUGCUCUGCGCCUUCUCCCUGACUUGGGGCGAGAUCUUCCGCUUCAGCCUGGACGAGGAGGAGCCCCCCGGGACGGUGUUUGGCAUCCUCGUGGAAGAGAUGCACAAGAAGCUGGGUUCUGCCGUCGUCGGGAGUUUCCGCCUGCUGAAGCCUCCGGGCAACGGGUCCCUGGUGCGCGUGCGGGAGCGGGACGGGCAGCUGAGCCUGGGGCCGGAGCGGCUGGACCGGGAGGCGCUGUGCGGGGCCUCGUCGGCGUGGUGCGCGCUCUCCUUCGACGUGGUGUGCCUGGGGGGCGCGGGCUCCUCGUCGCCGUACCAGGUGCUGCAGGUGGAGCUGGAGGUGCGGGACGUGAACGACCACGCGCCGCGCUUCCCGCAGGCGGAGGUGUCCCUGGAGGUGUCGGAGGCGGCGCUGCCGGGGACGCGGCUCCCGCUGGGGCUGGCGCUGGACCCGGACGCGGGCGCCAACGGGGUGCAGAGCUUCGCGCUCUCGCCCAACCGGCACUUCGGGCUGGAGGCGCCGCGCCGCGCGGACGGGCUGAAGGGCGCCGAGCUGGUGCUGCUGGCGCCGCUGGACCGCGAGGCGCAGGCCUCCUUCCGCCUGGAGCUGGUGGCCAAGGACGGCGGGAGCCCCGCGCGGUCCGGCACGGCCACCCUGGCCCUGCGCGUGCUCGACGCCAACGACAACGCGCCGGCCUUCCCCCGCGGGGGCGCGCCGCGGCUGCUGGAGCUGCCCGAGGACGCGCCGCCGGGCGCCUUGCUGCUGGAGCUGGGCGCCGCCGACCCGGACGAGGGCGCCAACGGGGCGCUGCUCUACGCCUGGGGCAGCCAGGUGGGGGCCGAGGCGCGCGCCCUCUUCGCCCUCGACCCGCUCUCCGGCCGACUCAGCCUCCGCGCCGCCCUCGACUACGAGCGCCAGCGCGCCUUCGAGCUCGACGUCCAGGCCUCCGACCGCGGCGCCUCACCGCUCCGCGCCGCCUGCAAGGUCCUCGUCCGCCUCCUCGACGUCAACGACAACGCCCCCCAGAUCGACCUCCGGCCCCUCCGCAGCCGGGCCCAGGAAGAGGGAGACGGAGGAGAGGGAGAAGAGCGGGGCCCCGACGGAGAGGAGGUCGCCUACGUCAGCGAGGCCGCCCCGCCAGGCAGCCUGGUGGCCCUGGUCAGCGUCUGGGACCGCGACUCCGGCGCCAACGGGCAAGUGAGCCUCUCCCUGGUCAGCCCCGAGGGAGGCAAGGAGGGAACCCCGCCGCCCUUCACCCUCCGCCCCGCCCACGAGGAAGACGACGACGAGGAGGAGGAAGAUGAUCCGGGCCAGGAGGAAGGCCAGGAGCCCGGCAAGGAGCGCGGGCGCAGCUUCCUGCUGCUGACGUCGGGGCCUCUGGACCGGGAGCGCGUGCCCGAGUACAACCUGACGCUGCUGGCCCAGGACCGCGGAUCGCCCCCCGCCCGCUCCACGCGCCGCCUCUCCGUCCGCCUCGCCGACGAGAACGACCCGCCGGGAGCCUCCUCGGUAGAGCCUUUCUCGGCGGCGGUGCCCGUCGAGGACGGAGGGAAUCCCUCGCUGACUUCCACGGCGGCGCUGCCGCUGAUUCCCAUGGAGCGGCUGCCCCCUGGCGUCGGAAUAAUAGACCUUCAUUUGGAGCUCUCCAUGGUGCUGAUCUGGGUCUUGGCCGGAGCCUGCGGCGUGCUGCUGGUCGCCAUCCUCCUGGUGGGCGCCUCCCUUUGCAAAAGCAGAAGGAUCCUUCGCAAAGGAGGGAUGUCUCUGAAACAGAAGGGAGCCCAAAGAGGCCAGAAGCGCGCCUUCUCUCUUGGACAGCAUGGCCCCAUGGACACACAUCCAGGACCUAGCCCUGCUGAUCCUUUGGGAGAAGAAGGCAGCAGAGAUGACUUGUGUGGGGCAGAGAGAGGCCUCCCUAGUUCUACCUCCCAGGGUCAAGGUGUGACAUCUCAUCUACUCUCAUCUGUAUGGGACGUGGGCCAAACAGCUUCGAGCUUCAGUGACCAUUCAGCUUUGGAUCAAUUGAGUGGGAAAGACAGUGGAAAAGGAGACAGUGAAUGCAAUGACUGUGACUCGGACUGUAGUCGGGAAGGACUGAAGAGGCCCUCAGCAAGAAAGACUGAGCAGCCUGCUGGAGCUGCUGCCUUUAACAAAGCAAUAUUGUUCAGAGAUGUAAACAAUGGCAGUGGAUCGCAUGGUCACUCAUCUUCAAGGGGCAUGCCUUUUCCAUCUCAUCAUGAACAUGGAGGCACAAUUGACUGUUCUGAAGCUCAGCAUUAUAGAUAUCAUCCCCAACUCAAGAAAACCCAUUUUCACCCUGAGUUGCUGAUGCAAAAUGAAGGCUACUCUCAAGCUGAAAUAUUACAGAGCAUCUAUGAUAAAGUACUUAAGGAAAGGACAACACUGACUAGGACUCCAAGACUGUGCAAAGAAUUAACCUUUCCUCCACAGAGAUCUUUAUCUACCAAUGUCUCUGAGAUAGCAACAUCAUUUUGAUAUAGCAAGAUAAAAAUGUUCCAUCCUGGAUCCUGGUUGAUAGCAUUUGUAGGUUGACGUCAGUGGAAACACUAAGCAUGUACUCACGGAAAUAAUCAGGUAUCAAACUAACUUGGCAUUGGCUCUAUUGUGCCUAUAUGUAAAAACUACUGUCUGAAACUUACAUAAGUGGUAAU
Anolis sagrei ordinatus is the source of this 2839-nucleotide messenger RNA. RefSeq names its product protocadherin-8-like. NCBI's taxonomy places the organism in Eukaryota, Metazoa, Chordata, Lepidosauria, Squamata, Anolidae. The record is from RefSeq and is a predicted model, not a curated record.